This is a messenger RNA of Trichomonas vaginalis G3, 912 nucleotides long. RefSeq names its product acylglycerol lipase protein. The coding region runs from base 1 to 912 and encodes 303 amino acids. The transcript has a single exon. Gene Ontology annotation, cellular component: membrane. The record is from RefSeq and is a predicted model, not a curated record. NCBI's taxonomy places the organism in Eukaryota, Parabasalia, Trichomonadida, Trichomonadidae. Gene Ontology annotation, molecular function: lipase activity.
AUGGAAUCUCACGAAGCUAACUGGGGAUGCAAAUACUAUGGAAAAGAUUUCGAAGUGAAAGUAGGCAAUCUUAAUUUGAUUGGACAGUCCUAUGAAGAUGUACAAGGCGAACCGCGCCUUAUUUAUGUUUUCGUUCAUGGAUUAGGUGUUUCUCUAACAUUUAAGCAUGAUUUCUAUCCAAUUGUUAAUAGUAUGGGAGGUGUUGCAUUCGCUUGUGAUCAUAUUGGUCACGGAAGAUCUCCAGGCGAUAGAGUUUCUUGCCAAAUCCCUGAAAUUGUCGAGGAAACACAAAAGGUUAUUCAACUUGCAAAAGAAAAAUAUCCAAACUUACCAGUAAUUCUUCACGGCCACUCCAUGGGAGGACUCACUGUUGUUUCUUUAGCUAUGAAUCAUCCAGAUUUUGUCAGAGACAAUAUUAAAGCAAUGAUUGUCGAAUGCCCAUGGAUUUCACAAUGCCCACAAAAACCAGUAGGAUGGUUUACAAGAAACGCUGUUAAGUUGAUUUCGAAAUGCUUCUCAACAAUGAGAAUAGAAAGUGGUGUUGCUUCAGUCUGCGAAUAUGAAGAAGAGAGCUGGAGGAACAUGCACCUUCAAGACGAGUACAGAUAUUCUUUCUUGACACCUAGAUUAUUUACAUCUGUUGAAAACGAAAAGAUAUACGUAAAUGCCAAUCCUGAUAAGUUCCCCAAGGAUGUUCCAACAUUAUUCCUUCAGGGAAAGAAAGAUAUUUUAGUUCAUCCAGAACAAAACAUUGAUUGGAUGCAGAAAGUUAUUAAUGCUUCACCUGAUGCUCCAUUCUCUUACAAAUCAUACGAAAUUGGAUCACAUGUUCUCUUGAAAUGCAAAUGCAGGAAGCAGGUCAUUGAUGAUAUAUUCGAGUUCAUCAAUAAAUAUAUAAAUCCUGCACAGUAA